UCCGCAGAAGUAUUUCUGAUGAGUAAUCGUUUGAUUUUGUUUUUGUGUAUGUUUGAUAUCCUGCGAUGAAACAAGCAUUUAAAACGAAAGAAGUGUUCAAGAGCUCAAAAAAUAUAUUUAAAAAGCUUCGAUUGUAGCGAUACAUGUUUUUUAAUUGAGUGGCGUAUCAAUUUGUAUAGUGUUAAAGUUCAGCCCCUUCCCAAUUAUUAACAUCUAUAAUUUAAAAUAUUGGUUUUUACAAACAAAAAAACUGUUUAUUAUAAAUUAGUUUUGUUUUAAUUUUAUACCUUUGUGCGUAUACUACCGUAAAACCGGAGAAAAUGAAUCGGAUUGAACGGCAAAAAAUUGAUAAUCAGAUGGACCAGUUGAUUCAAAACACCAAUUAUAGAACUUUGCUUAACGAGUGUUGCAAUCAUCAGCUUUUGUCGGAGGUGAUGGCUGAUAUUAUUGAGAAACGUUUUCCGGACGAAGGCACGAAACACAGAAAAUUGUUCGAAAAAAUUACCAAACGGGGACCGACAGCAUUUCAAAAGCUUUUGGACAUUUGUCAACUGAAUUUUCCAGCAGCAUACGCAUUACUGAUCUCCGGAAAUGGACACAACUAUAAUAAUAGCAGCAAUCAAGACAAGUUCCGCUCUACAUUCAACAUCAAACGAAACCGUUCAAUCAGUACUACCAACAUGGGCAACACGAGUCGUACAGCGGAGUGCCGGCGAAUGUUUCGAAACCUGUCAGUAGGAUCCCGAUCUGUUUCCGAAGAAGAGGAUUACAAAAACCGUUCAUUCGAUUCCACUGACAAGACUGGGAAAUGUGUGUUGGAAGAAUUUCAGGAAGAUGUACCGGACAAGUACAAAGUGCAGCUUACAGCCAAGCCUCAACCACGUAACCUGCUGGAUGUGUACCCGAUGAAGGGCAGGAAAAGAGGAACCGUGUUCAUAUUGAAUAUUAUAACGUACCUUAAUAACACUCAUCAGGUGCGAAACGGGGCAAGAACUGAUAAGGACAAUCUAGUUUCACUUUUCAGACAGCUUGGUUUCACUGUGCUCUACUAUGAAGAUCUUACCAGAGCCGAAUAUGUGGAUCUAAUAAAUAAAUUGAAAAACUCGGAUUUCCUCUCAUCUGAAUGCUUCGCAUUCUAUGUUUUGGCUCAUGGUAACCACACCAAGGGUUGUGAUAAAAUAUAUCUGCAUGACAACUCCGUUCUGUUUGUGGAAGAAAUUUUAAAGGACUUCAAUAACCAAAACUGCCGUAAAUUGAUUAGGAAGCCCAAGCUGUUUUUCUUUUCCAUUUGCAGAGGAGAUCAAGCGGAUCAAGGAACCCUGCGGUCAGCAGAGCAAACUGAGCGCGAUGGAAUGAUAAACCCGAAAACCGUCCCUCCCACGAACAUGCCAACGUUUGCUGAUAUGUUUAUCUGCUUCUCAACCGUUCCGGGAUUCGCGGCACAUAGAGACCAGCUGAACGGGUCGUGGUUUGUUGAAAGCAUGUGCGAAGUUUGGGCGAAACAUGCGCACGACACUGACGUAGAGCGAUUAAUGAAACAGGUUGGCAAACAAGCCAGUACCUAUAGAACUGAGGUGAACAAUGCUCUACAAACGUUAGCCAGCGAACAACGGGGAUUCUUCGAUUUACUUUAUUUAAAUCCAGGAUACGUUGACGACUGAAUGUGUGGAAAUAUUUUACAAUAACUUUAUCAGCUAUUAUUUAGUUAAACAUGUAUACUUGAUUUUUUAUGUUUUUUUUUUUUCGAGCUAUUGCGUAAUAAUAAAUGUUCAAACAAUA
Wyeomyia smithii (pitcher-plant mosquito) is the source of this 1779-nucleotide messenger RNA. RefSeq names its product caspase Dronc (gene Dronc). The record is from RefSeq and is a predicted model, not a curated record. Gene Ontology annotation, molecular function: cysteine-type endopeptidase activity. Gene Ontology annotation, biological process: proteolysis. The coding region runs from base 321 to 1661 and encodes 446 amino acids. The transcript has 4 exons. NCBI's taxonomy places the organism in Eukaryota, Metazoa, Arthropoda, Insecta, Diptera, Culicidae.